GGAAACAUGUAGAGGGGUUUAUGAGUCAUUUCUCGCCAGCUAUUUGCAUAUGAAAGAAAGAAUGGACAUGCCGGAUGAGACCAGUGUCUCUUGAUAGGAGAACGUCGUGGAAGGGACUGGGAUGAGAAGAGGGACGAGGACGAGAGAGCCGGAGUGAGAGUAAUCGUUCGGGGAAUGGAUCCCGACUCCAACAGCGACGUCCUCCAAUAAGAGCACGACUCAGUCACCGCAACGAUCGGUGAGGAGGCCGUUCGUACUGGGAAUCGCCAACCAUGACUGUCACAAUGUUAAUUGGUGUCACAGCAUCAACAGCGUGCAGUCCUAGCUAGACAACAGCAGCAAGGAGAAGACCAGCAGGUUGCUGAAGACUUAACGGACCUCACCAACCUGUCUCUAGGAUUACCAUUGUUUACAAACAGGUAGUUUCACUCGCUGUGGCCCUGUGACUCUCUCUACUGCAGCUCAGACCUUGCUGGCUAGACCGCUGCUCAUUCAUUCAGGCCAUGUUGUAGUAGCAACGUUUGUAAAAGGUUGUAAACCCUGGCACGUGCCAGGUGUUUUGUUGACGGCAGCUGUACAUGGAAAAUAAUGGCCUUUUCUUUGUGGAUUGCGGUGUUGCCCUGAGGAUACAUACUUGCAUCAUGGAAUGACGGGAUAGAGGUUUACAAGUCAGGUUGAAUCACAGUACGUGGAUGUUAUUGGUGUCAAUUGCACAGAGAUGUGAAGUGGGAAGGAAGGUGUCAGCAUCUGUUUAAACCAUGAGGAGUUCUUACACUGAGUUAGCGCUGCUGUGGCAUUGGUUCCUCGUGCCAGCAUUAGGCCUGGUGUACAUCGAAGAUCAGCUGAAGAAUGUAAUAGUGAACGAGGGGGAGAGAGCCAAGUUUAUCUGCAAGACGGCCACCCACCCGCUGGAUGGGCUGAAGCUGAAACUGGAGUGGAGGCAUGAUGGGAACAUUGUGAAUUUUACAAAAAAUGACAAAUAUGUGUAUAAACGUGACAAAAACAGACAUUCGUUGAUAAUCAAGGAUGCAAGAGUGUCUGAUGCAGGAGUUUAUACAUGUAAAGCAACCGUCGACAUUGACAUUGAUAUGUCCAGUGCUCAUCUUACAGUCCGAAGUGCGCCUGACCCGCCCAAUGAGGUACAGGUCAUCAGCUGUCAUGGGAAAUCGGCAGAAAUUGUGUGGCAAGCAGGUCCAAAUAAUGGAGACGAUAUAUCCGGUUUUAUCAUACAAUAUAAUACCUCGGAAAGCAAAGACACAUGGCAUGAUUCGGACGAUAGAAGCCUAGGAGAGGAUCAAACGGCUUAUGUAAAUCUUAAUCCAUGGGGUACGUACUCUUUUCGGGUGCUAGCCAUGAAUUCUGUUGGAAUUAGCAAACCAAGUAAAGCGACAAAACGGAGCUGCACCACACCUCCAGAGAGGCCAUAUCGGAAUCCUGACAACGUGCAUACAACGACAGACAAGAAGGGCAUGCUGGUCAUCGAAUGGACGGUGAUUGCCCGCCUCUACCACAACGGCCCUGGCUUCCGCUACCACGUGUACUACCGCCAGCAGGGGAAGACGUAUUGGUCAGAUGGACUCAUCACAGACCCUACUGUCAACUAUUACGAGGUGGAAGUCAAUGAUGUAUAUCAAACCUACCAAAUAUCUGUGAAGUCGGAAAAUGACCUUGGAGAGUCACAUCAGACAGCAUUCAUCUACAAGGGACACUCGGGAGAGGACGAGCCCACCGUGUCCCCAAAGGAUUUCCGCCUGGAUCCGACUCAUCCCGUGGGAGCCCACACAGUGCACUUCAUCUGGGAGGCUGUUGAUACAGCGGAGCAAAAGAUUCAGGGUCACUUUCGUGGAUACAAGCUACGCUACUGGAAGUCAAGUGAAGGUCGGCACAAGAUGAAGGAAGUGGAUGUGAUGAUGUCGGCCAGAGAUCAUGGACCCGAUGUGCGAGUUGCUCUGGCAGAUAUCCCAGCAUACACUGCUUUGCGAGCUCAGGUUGCUGUGAUGAACACCCAUUACACGGGUCCACCUUCGCAGACCAUCGACUUCUUCACACCAGAGGGAGUGCCCGGUCCUGUGAGAAGCCUUCACGCUGAGGCUUUUGGGAUGUCCUAUGUCUUACUGAAAUGGCUGCCACCAGACGAGCCAAACGGAAUACUCCUUGGCUAUGAUAUUGGAUAUCAACCAAUUAUGACAAACAAUACCCUUGGGCCAGUGAAAUCUCUUAAGCCUCAGAUAACAAACCCAUCAACAUUAGGAGCCAGAAUUACGGGCCUUGAUCCUGAUCAUGAAUAUCGCUUCUAUGUGUGGCCCCGCACUGACUCGGGCCGAGGAGACUCUAUGUAUCUUGACAUCAAGACAGCUGACGGUAAACUACCUGUAGUACCAAAGCCAUUACUGUCAGCCGUGCACCCGGCCAGUGCUAACUUCUCUUGGGCUACUGCUCACAGCUUGCACAAGAAAGACCUACAUUUGACCCUCCAGUACAGGCGAUAUGGAGAUAAUACUUGGAAGAGCACUGAUUCUGAGUGGCGUAAACCGUGGACAAUGAUUAAUAAUCUAGCCCCAGGCUCAAAGUAUGAAGUUCGUGUCGUAGCCCGAAACCGAUUAGGUGACACGGCUAGUAGCGAGUCUUUAUUGGUGAAAACACAAUGGCCAGAGGGCCAAAACUUUUACAGAGCAUCCGAUGGCGCCAGCUGCCAACACUCAACAUCCUCCGCAGUCCUGUUGUUUUUUGUUCUCCUCAUCACACAAGUCUUCCAACGGUGACCUCAUCUGUAGCUGGUUGAGUUCCCCACAAGAUGGCUCAGUCAUCUGUACAGGAAGUGUUCAGGGGAUAUUGCCAGCCCCAAAAUGCAAUGAUUCAUAUAAACACAACUUUCUGGGUAUUUUUGUGGUGACAGACAGAUCGUGAUUCCAGGUAUGCAAAGAUAUGACCACAAACAUUGAAAGUGUUGUAAAUAGAAAAUCUCGGGCUGGCAAACCUGGAUUUCUUUCACGGUGAUGAAUGCAGACACUUGUGUGGUUCCUUUGCAAGAAUAUAUGAAGAAUAUUUUGCAGUUUUGUGACUACUCAUGCACCAUUUUCCCUGGUUCGAAGCAUCGAAAUUAUGAGUAAAUUGACCUUACAGAAAAUACA
Molecule: messenger RNA, 3131 nt
Organism: Haliotis rufescens (red abalone)
Lineage: Eukaryota; Metazoa; Mollusca; Gastropoda; Lepetellida; Haliotidae
Product: neuroglian-like
Exons: 12
Coding region: 759-2762 (667 amino acids)
Molecular function (GO): protein binding
Source: RefSeq, a predicted model, not a curated record